This is a messenger RNA of Dendrobium catenatum, 2820 nucleotides long. RefSeq lists its product as uncharacterized. Gene Ontology annotation, biological process: meristem development; meristem maintenance. The coding region runs from base 315 to 2621 and encodes 768 amino acids. The transcript has 8 exons. The record is from RefSeq and is a predicted model, not a curated record. NCBI's taxonomy places the organism in Eukaryota, Viridiplantae, Streptophyta, Magnoliopsida, Asparagales, Orchidaceae.
UUGGGCCGACUGCUUCGCACGCUUCUGGCCGGCCGGGGCCGGCCCUAAUUCGCUACUUAAUUUGCGACAAGUCGGCUCGGUUUGGUCUUCCAUUUCUUUUCUUCGAGAGGCCGACUCUUGCUGUGCCCUAGAGCAUUCGGUUUUGUCCGUCGGCUGGAGAGCUGUGAUCAAGCGUAGAUCUAUCGGCUGACAAAAGCUGCUGCGGGGAUCGCAGCGAUUUUCUUGGCCGCAGUAGAAGAUACUCUUCAAGGCUCGUCGGCGACGAGCUCCACAAUUGGAUUAUCGUCAGUCAUCUUUCGUGCAUGUAAUUUCAGAUGAAAUCAGACAUGGUCAAGUUAUUGUGCUGCUUUGAUGGAAAGUUGGUUGUUGACGGAGAUGAUAUGGUGCCUAAGUAUGUUAAUGGGACACAGAGACCCAUCAAGGUUGAAAGAUCGAGCACAUUGGAAAGUCUGAGGAGAAAAGUCUAUGAAGCCACGGGAAUAGAUCCUCUUCUGCAUUCACUAUUAUUGACUUGCAAGUAUCCUAUUCACGGGGGUGUCUAUCGAGCUGUGACUUUGAGCAAUGAUGAGAUAGUUGACUGCAUGAUUGAUGAAUCCUCUAUGGGAGGGGCCAUUGAGCUUUAUGUAGAGAAGGAGAUUAUUCUUAGACAAACUAGCAAUCACAUUAAUACAGGCACAUGCACUGCAAUGAUAGAGGAAAGUGCAGAACCCACUGGCAGAAUGCUGAUUGACAAGCCAGUUGAAUGCCAUGUAAACCAAGCACAAGGAGAGGAGUCGAUUAAGGGGAAUGAGUCUUGUACCCCUGAGGCCACUACUGGGAAGUUAGGAGAUGCUAUUACUCAUGUGUUCCAUAAAGGGCACUCUCUACUGGGCCAACAGUUCAAAUCUAGCAACCCUCCCAACGAAAACGGUUUGCCAAGGCAGUGCUAUCAUAUGAUGUCCAUGCGUGACUGGCCUCUGACCCAUCCUAUAAUGAUUGACCAGCUUAACCAAGCUGGAUUCCUUGUUGCCAACUCCUUACAGUGGGUGCAUCUUGAUAUGCAUCUUCUUUGUGCAUUGUGUGAGAGAUGGCAUGCAGAGACCAACACCUUCCACUUACGAAAUGUGGAGAUCACCAUCACAUUGCAAGAUGUCUCGGUGUUAACUGGCUUGGUCGUUGACGGGUUACCUGUGAUAACAACUCGUGUCGUUGGCGGUGUCGAAUCUCGAUGGGCUACCUGGACCGACUGCUGCCAAGAGCUUCUUGGGAGGUCUCCUGGAGAAAUGACAGACAGGACAACAAAGUUGAAGCUCUCCUGGCUAAGAGAAAAUUUCAAGGAUGUAUGUGAAAAUGCCUCUUCACAAACUGUGGCAUUUCACACAAGAGCAUACAUUAUGCACAUGCUCGGGAGCUGGGUUCUUCCUAAUCGCUCUGGCAAUGCAGUUCCUUGCCAGUAUCUGCCAUUAUUAGAAAACUUUGCAAAAUGUGGUCAGACGGCUUUUGGCGCUGCAAGCCUAGCCCAUUUGUAUAGAGAGCUUGGCAAUGCAUCGAGGGAUCACAUAAAGAGACUGGCAGGGAAUAUUCAUCUCCUUCAGCUCUGGGCUUGGGAACGUCUCAAGGUAGGGCGCUCUUUCGUGCAAGAGAGACAAUAUGGUGGUUAUCCAUACCCUGGACCUUUAGGUAUCAGGUGGCAAGGAGAACGGCGGCAUGGGAGACCUAUUGGCCACUUGAUGUCUUACAGAAGAGAGCUAGAUCUUGCCGACGAUCGAUGGGUUAUCUGGGAGCCUUAUCCUAAAAGCCUCCUUGAUGAACUACCUGCGAUCUGCACUUCUGGAAAGGGGGUAUGGCAAUCUAGAGUUCCACUGAUCCACUUUGCCAUUGUGGAAAUGCAUGUCCCUGAUCGAGUGAUGAGGCAAUUUGGAAUGCAGCAACAUCCAACAGUAGAUGUCGAGUCGGUUGAACGGAUCGAUGCUCGAGGAAAGCCCGGUAUCAACUGGUUAGACCAUCACCACGCCCAUAUAGCAAAAUGGGGCCAAAGGCUCCAACUAGCGGUGAAUGAGCAGCAUAAGCCAGAACUGUCAUUCCAGGAGGAACAUGAUAGACGAACUGAAGGAUUUACAUCUCAUUCAAUGGAAGAUCAUGAGUCAGUUCCUCACAAUACGCAAGGUCAUAUGGAGCAAGACUUGAUCAAUCUUUGCUACAACUUGCGAGGAAGGCUUAAUGAGCAUCUUCUAGAGUGUGGAAAGCCAAGUUUGGUGUACAAGAUGUUGGCAGAUAUAGAUCACACCUUUGGUUUAUACGGCCUUCACCAAAUGCUACCUACAAGAGAAUGUGAUGCAAAUGGUCCAUCUUCUUCUUCUUCACAGCUCUCGCAUUCAAUUUCAUCAAAAACAAACCCAGAGCUUCAAUCGUCAAAAAAGAGGCCAUUAAGCUCUUCCUCUUCUUCCAAGCCACCAUUAUUUUCUGCACUUCCUGCUAUGUUUUUGCAGAACAGACAUGAACAGAUGCAGACACAGCAGCCAUUUUCACUACUAGGACAAUCGUCGAAAGUAGAUGCCUCUUCUUCUAGUGAUUCUCGUCUUUCUUCGAUGAAACAGGAAAAGGGACGGGGACGUAAAAGAGGAUCUACACGGCCAUUUUAGCUGUAAAGAUGCUUUGGUGUUCAGAGGCCGUGCUUGCACUUCAUGUUUAUUUAGUGUUCUCUUUCUUCCUUCCAGAUGAAGGAAAAGCCAUGAGAAUUUUUUUUUCAUGCUCAAAAUGGGUGUAGAAAGUUGCAUAAAUGUAUUAUUGUAAACAGAAUAAUUUUUCUCCCAAUGGAAAGUAAAAAUGCUGGCUUUUAUA